This is a messenger RNA of Coffea arabica (coffee), 452 nucleotides long. RefSeq names its product beta-amyrin 6-beta-monooxygenase. The record is from RefSeq and is a predicted model, not a curated record. NCBI's taxonomy places the organism in Eukaryota, Viridiplantae, Streptophyta, Magnoliopsida, Gentianales, Rubiaceae. Gene Ontology annotation, biological process: sterol metabolic process. Gene Ontology annotation, molecular function: monooxygenase activity; oxidoreductase activity, acting on paired donors, with incorporation or reduction of molecular oxygen; iron ion binding.
CUAGCAUGGGAACCUUUCGAGAGGCCCUGAUUGAUAUCAAUUUCGCUGGUAUAACUAUUCCAAGAGGAUGGAAGAUGCACUGGAGUCCAUUUACAACCAACAAAAAUCACAAGUACUUUCCUGAUCCAGAGGCUUUUGAUCCCACAAGAUAUGAGGGUGAUGGACCGACAUCCUGCACAUUUCUACCAUUUUCUGCAGGACCUCGUAUGUGCCCGGGCAAGGACUAUUCCAUGUUCCUGAUACUCGUAUACGUAUAUAACGUGGUGACGAGAUUUAAGUUACAAAAACUGAUUCAAGAUGAGAAGAUGCGAUACCGUGUUGGUCCUGUUCCUGCCAAUGGCCUCCCAAUGCGCCUGCAAACACAUUGAGAUAAUAUGCAGUUUCCCUUUAAGUUCAAGAAUCGUUAUCUUGUAAUUUUGAAUGUAUCUUAUCUUUCAACAGUUAUGGAGAAA